Triticum urartu is the source of this 4445-nucleotide messenger RNA. RefSeq names its product indole-3-acetaldehyde oxidase. The record is from RefSeq and is a predicted model, not a curated record. NCBI's taxonomy places the organism in Eukaryota, Viridiplantae, Streptophyta, Magnoliopsida, Poales, Poaceae. Gene Ontology annotation, molecular function: iron ion binding; 2 iron, 2 sulfur cluster binding; oxidoreductase activity.
AAAAGUCCAUGAGAAGCUAGCGUACCGCCUCCGUCUGUUCCGCCGGGCGUCUGUCUGGACCGGGGGAGUGUACACGCGCGACCACCGAACACCAAUCUCGCGCCCCUUGACCUCUAGGUAGCGAUCGAAAUCGCGCUGUACAAUUUCGAUCCUUGUCUUCCCUGCGCGCACUUGGUGAGUAGUACUAGUGCAGCAGGAGGAUAAGGGUGGGUUGUGGAGAGCGAUGGGGUCUCUGGGGAAGGACGCGGCGGCUGCGGCGGGGGAGCGGGUGGUGCUGGCGGUGAACGGCGCGCGGCACGAGGCGGCCGGAGUGGACCCGUCGACGACGCUGCUGGAGUUCCUCCGCACGCGCACGCCCGUCAGGGGGCCCAAGCUCGGCUGCGGCGAAGGUGGAUGCGGCGCAUGCGUGGUGCUCAUCUCCAAGUACGACCCGGCCACCGACGAGGUGACCGAGUUCUCGGCGAGCUCCUGCCUGACGCUCGUCGGCAGCCUUAACCACUGCUCGGUCACCACCAGCGAGGGCAUUGGCAACACCCGCGAUGGCUACCACCCCGUCCAGCAGCGCCUCGCUGGCUUCCAUGCCUCCCAGUGCGGCUUCUGCACCCCCGGCAUGUGCAUGUCCAUCUUCUCCUCGCUCGUCAAAGCCGACAAGCCCGGCACCACCACCGCCGGUGAUCACGCCCCGCCGCCGGGGUUCUCCAAGCUUACCUGCUCUAAGGCCGAGCACGCCGUUUCCGGCAAUCUGUGCCGCUGCACCGGCUACCGGCCUAUCCUCGACGCCUGCAAGAGCUUCGCCGCCGACGUCGACCUCGAGGACCUCGGCCUCAACUCGUUCUGGAAGAAAGGCACCGACAGCGCCGACAUCAGCAAGCUGCCGGAAUACUCCAGCGGCUCUGUCUGCACCUUCCCUGAGUUCCUCAAGUCCGAGAUCAAGGGCCAAAUGAACGAAAACUCAGUCCCAGCGGCGAUCGCCGGCGAAGACGGCUGGUACCAUCCCAGGAGCAUCCAGGAGCUCCAUAGCCUCUUCGAUUCCAGCUGGUUCGACGAAAAUUCAGUCAAGAUCGUGGCGUCAAACACCGGCGCCGGAGUGUACAAGGAUCAAGACCUGUACGAUAAGUACAUCGACAUCAAAGGCAUCGCAGAGCUUUCUGUCAUCGACAGGAACAGCAAGGGGUUGGAGAUCGGGGCAGCCGUGUCCAUCUCCAAAGCCAUCGAGGUCUUCUCCGAUGGCACUCCGGUAUUCAGAAAGAUCGCCAGUCACCUGAGCAAGGUGGCCUCGCCGUUCGUCCGAAACACAGCGACCGUCGGCGGGAACGUGAUCAUGGCACAACGACUGCAGUUCCCGUCGGACAUAGCCACCGUUCUUCUCGCCGCCGGCUCCACCGUCACCAUCCAGACGGCUUCCAAGAUGCUGUGCCUGACGCUCGAUGAGUUCUUGGAGCAGCCUCCCUGUGAUGCCAAGACCAUACUGCUCAGCAUAUUUGUCCCGGAUUGGGGUUCAGACAAUGUCAUCUUCGAGACCUCUCGUGUAGCUCCCAGACCAUUUGGCAAUGCCGUCUCCUAUGUCAAUUCUGCAUUCCUGGCAAGGACUUCAGGCGAUGGAGCAUCAGGGAAGCUCAUAAUUGAGGAUAUCUGCCUUGCAUUCGGCGCAUACGGUGUCGAUCAUACCACCCAGGCUCGGAAGGUUGAAGAGUUCUUGAAGGGGAAAUCCGUGAGUGCGCCUGUGAUACUUGAAGCUGUUCGAUUGCUGAAGGAUAUUAUCAUGCCGUCAGAAGGCACCACACAUCCUGAAUACAGAGUCAGCUUGGCUGUCAGUUUCUUGUUCAGUUUCCUUUCUUCACUUGGAAACAACCUGACUGAACCAGCAAAGGCUAUUGCUCCCAAUGGGUCAUGUGCAAAUGGAAGCAUGAAUGGUCAGGUUGCGAGCGAAGACUUGCAGAUUCGCUCAAGGCAAGAACUGGUUUUCAAUGACGAAUACAAACCUGUCGGCAAGCCGAUCACGAAAUCCGGGGCCGAGCUGCAAGCUUCUGGGGAGGCUGUGUAUGUUGAUGACAUCCCUGCUCCCCAGGAUUGCCUCUAUGGAGCUUUUAUCUACAGCACACACCCUCAUGCCCAUAUCAAAGGUGUCAACUUCAGGCCAUCUUUGGCUUCAGAAAAGGUCAUCGGGGUUAUCACCGCAAAGGAUAUUCCAGCCGGUGGCAAAAAUGUUGGAGCUGGCAUCAAUAUGCUAGGAACCGAAGCUCUUUUCGGCGAUCCGGUUUCUGAAUUUGCUGGUCAAAAUAUUGGCAUUGUGAUCGCUGAAACACAGAAGUACGCCUAUAUGGCGGCGAAGCAAGCGGUCAUCGAGUAUAGCACCGAGAAUCUUCAGCCGCCGAUUCUGACAAUAGAAGAUGCCAUCCGGCAUAACAGCUACUUCCAAACUUCCCCAUAUUUUGCUCCUCGGCCAGUUGGGGACUUCGAGCAAGGGAUGUCUCAAGCUGAUCACAAGAUCCUAUCAGGAGAGGUGAAACUUGAAUCACAGUACUACUUCUACAUGGAGACUCAGACCGCAUUGGCCAUCCCCGACGAGGAUAACUGCAUCAUCGUCUACUCCUCUACGCAGCUACCCGAGAUCAUUCAGAAUGUCGUCGCGGACUGCCUCGGCAUUCCCUACCACAAUGUUCGCGUCAUCACAAGGAGAGUCGGAGGCGGCUUUGGUGGAAAGGGAAUGAAAUCAACCCAUGUAGCAUGUGCGUGUGCAGUUGCAGCGUUCAAGCUGCGGCGUCCUGUUCGGAUGUACCUCGACCGGAAGACGGACAUGAUCAUGGCCGGAGGGCGGCACCCGAUGAAGGCGAAGUACUCCGUCGGGUUCAAGUCGGACGGCACGCUCACGGCUCUGCACGUCGAUCUUGGGAUCAACGCCGGGAUAUCGCCGGACUUGAGCCCGAUGAUCCCGGCUGCCACCAUCGCUUCUCUGAAGAAGUACAACUGGGGCGCCCUCGCCUUCGACAUCAAGUUGUGCAAGACGAACGUAUCGUCCAAGUCGGCCGUGCGGGCGCCCGGCGACGUGCAGGGCUCCUUCAUCGCCGAGGCCAUCAUCGAGCACGUCGCGUCCGCGCUCGGGGCCGACACCAACGCCGUCCGGAGAAAGAACCUCCACAGCGUCGAGAGCCUCACGAAGUUCUACGGCGACGCCGCGGGGGACGCCCCGACAUACAGCCUCAUCGACAUCUUCGACAAGCUGGCCUCGUCGCCGGAGUACCAGAGCAGGGCGAAGGCAGUUGAGCGGUUCAAUGGCGGGAGCAGGUGGAAGAAGCGCGGCAUUUCGUGCGUGCCGAUCACCUACGAGGUGGCCCUCCGGCCGACGCCGGGCAACGUGUCCAUCCUGAACGACGGCUCGAUCGCUGUGGAGGUCGGCGGCGUGGAGCUCGGGCAAGGGCUGUAUACCAAGGUGAAGCAGAUGACGGCGUUCGGGCUGCGGGAGCUCUGUCCCGACGCCGACGGGCUGCUCGACAAGGUGCGCGUCAUUCAGGCCGACACGCUGAGCUUGAUCCAGGGCAGCUUCACCGGUGGGAGCACCACGUCCGAGAGCAGCUGCGAGGCGGUCCGUCAGUCGUGCGCCGUGCUCGUGGAGCGGCUCCAGCCCAUCAAAGAGGGCCUCGAGGCAAAGUCAGGCGCUGCGGCGCCAUGGAGCGCCUUGAUUGCCCAGGCGAAGAUGGCGAGCGUGAACCUGUCGGCCCACGCCUACUGGAAGCCCGACCCAGCCUUCGUAAAAUACAUCAACUACGGAGCCGCCGUCAGCGAGGUGGAAAUCGACGUGCUGACCGGAGCGACGACGAUCAUGAGGAGCGAUCUGGUGUACGACUGCGGGCAGAGCCUGAACCCGGCGGUCGACCUCGGCCAGGUGGAGGGCGCAUUCGUGCAAGGGGUGGGGUUCUUCACGAACGAGGACUACGCGACGAACGCCGAUGGGCUGGUGGUGCACGAUGGCACCUGGACAUAUAAGAUCCCGACGGUGGAUACCAUCCCCAAGCAGUUCAACGUGGAGCUCAUAAGCAGCGCGCGCGAAAACAAGCGGGUGCUCUCCUCCAAGGCGUCCGGCGAGCCGCCGCUGCUCCUGGCAGCGUCGGUGCACUGUGCCAUGCGGGAGGCCAUCAGGGCGGCCAGAACGGACUUCUCGGUCAACUCACCGCUGACGUUCCAGAUGGACGUGCCGGCCACCAUGGCCGACGUCAAGGAGCUCUGCGGCCUUGACGUCGUGGAGAGGCACCUCCAGAGCCUCUCCUCAGCCGCCGAGGUCCCGACUCCCGUGGCAUGACGCUGAGUACGUUGUGUGUAAAAAGUUGGCAUGUAAUUUGGCGUGUGUUAUGCAAAACAGUUUUGCUAAGUUUCAGUCGAUUAAGAUUUCGUUAUGUCUCAGAUCAUAUAUUCCUUUGAUCUUGCAUAAAGAUCCGUAUAUUUUUUUC